UUCCGGCCCAUCGUUGCAUUCUGGCGUCAAGUUGUCCCUUCUUUCAUGAGAAACUUUCCUCUGGAAAUCAGCAUCCUUCCACCUCGUCCACUUCCACUCCCGAUAUGGAAGCCUCACCAACCCUCCGUCUUACAACUGUUGACUCCAAAACGCUCAAAUGCCUUAUUGAUUUUGCCUACACUGGCCAAUUCGAGAAGAGUCUCGACACAGUGACAAACUUGUUGCAAGUUGCGACAAAGUUUAAAAUGGUUCCGGUUAUGCAGCAGUGUUGUGCUUACCUCAUUGAAAAGAUGACUCCAGACAAUACCCUGCGUCUCUACCGUUUAGGACGGCCCUACUUUUGUCCCAAACUCGAAACUAAAGCCAAGACUUACAUCUUGCACAACUUUCGACGCGUGAUUGGGACUCAAGACUUCCUCGAGUUGGAGCCCGAAGAGUUGAAAGUCAUUCUACUCGACGACUACCUCAACGUCCGCAAUGAAGCCAUGGUGUUUGAAGCGAUUAGAGCGUGGGUGGAGGCAUAUCCGCACCGGAGGAGGAAAUAUGUUGCAGAAAUGUUGUCCUGUGUACGGUUUGGACUCAUGAGCUACGGCUAUUUCAGCAACGUCGUGUACCAGUGGCACUUUGUGAAUGAGGAUGAAGCCGUGCGGAGCGUGUUGGAUGCUCCCUACGUACUUUUGACUUCCAUUGACUCGCUUAAUAACACCGAGGUGGAUCUUAAUGAUCCCUUGGCCAGGCCCAGGAUUCCGUACGAGGUUAUUUUCGCCGUGGGUGGAUGGAGUGCUGGGAGUCCUACGGCUUUCAUUGAGACAUACGACAUCAGGGCUGAUCGAUGGUUCCUCUUAAACAACACGGAUUCCACGCCUCGAGCAUACCACGGUCUCGUGGCGGUGGGUCACUUCGUCUACAUGAUUGGGGGGUUUGAUGGCCAAGAACAUUUCAGCACGGUGAAGAGAUACGACCCUGUCCGGCAGAUUUGGGAGGAGCGAUCCUGCAUGCUGUUGCCGCGCUGUUACGUGAGCUGUUGUUCCUUGGACGGAAUAAUUUACGCCUGCGGUGGAUACAAUGGUCGAACCAGGAUGGCCUCGGGUGAACGGUACGAUCCAGCCUUGAACCAGUGGGAAAUGAUCAGCUCGAUGAACCGACAACGUAGCGACGCAUCGGCGGCGUCUCUCCGCGGAAAAGUAUACAUUGCUGGCGGAUUCACAGGAACGGAGGUUCUCAUCAGUGUGGAAACUUACGACCCGGCGGAAGAUCAAUGGACAUUUAUCCAACCGAUGAACACGCCUCGGAGUGGAAUCUCACUCGUGGCUUACAGAGACUGUCUCUACGCUGUGGGAGGCUUCAACGGUUUCAACAGGCUCAACACGGCGGAAAGAUACGACCCUGAGGAACCCGGUCCUUGGAGAAUGAUCCCAGAUAUGUCGAGUGCCCGGAGCAAUUUCGCCGCUGUGUGUGCCGACGAGUUACUAAUUUGUAUCGGGGGAUUUAACGGGGCGACCACGAUCCCAUACGUGGAGUGUUAUGACAGUAAAGUGAAUGAGUGGUUUGACGGGUCGCACAUGAACUUAAACCGGAGCGCGCUGAGUGCUUGUGUUGUUACGAACUUGCCAAAUGCUCGAGACUAUUCUUAUCUUCACCGGAUUCAAGAAUUGUUGGGAUUGCCGAAUAGAGAAAAUAGUCCCUAGGUAACAGUGGCCAUCGACACCUUUUUUUAUAUAUAACCGACUGACGACAUUACCCUCCUCCUCACGUGACGUGGAUCUCUGGACAAAAAAAAUCUCUCAAAUAUAUCUCUACGUAAGACACGUGUAGCUAAAC
Messenger RNA from Folsomia candida, 1821 nucleotides. Its product is annotated as kelch-like protein 10. The transcript has 6 exons. The coding region runs from base 105 to 1688 and encodes 527 amino acids. The record is from RefSeq and is a predicted model, not a curated record. NCBI's taxonomy places the organism in Eukaryota, Metazoa, Arthropoda, Collembola, Entomobryomorpha, Isotomidae. Gene Ontology annotation, molecular function: protein binding.